UCCAUAUUACUGCCAAAGUUGGUAGAGACUCGAGCUGAGGUGAAAUUUAGUGUUGAAGAUGCAAAACUGUCAAAUGCCGACCCCGCGGCCGCCAAUCUGCACCUCUUCGAGAAAACGACGUCACGGGAAAAUCCAAGAACUGCAAUAUCUGAUGGCGCAAACCGCGCCGCGAUGGAGGGCCAAUCGAUACCACCUCAAACUUUAAGGUUGCAAUCCUGAAGUACUUGGGUAUUCUCGGACACGAUCCUUCGAGCUGUCGCUUCGUCUGCGAGUUUUCAGCCCUGGUUUUCGUACCAGAACGAAGAAGCCUUCGGCAUCCGCGGAUGAAAGAAGCACAAAUCGCAACAGCCCACGCCCACACGUCUUCCUUGCGCGAUCACCUCAGACAUCCUUUCAGAUGAACACACAUGGAACCUCCUAGGCCAUGGCUGACCCCCCGUUGCCCAGAAUUAAGGUGACCGAUGCUCAAUUCCCUGAGGGCAGCGCCACGGGCACCUCAGGUCUCGAGUCACCUUCUACCACCACGGAUGGCGGACAGUCAGCGAGGCCGAGGUCAGCUACUUCUUCUGAAGGUAAUGCGCAGUCCAAUGGCAAAAAGUCACCGAUUAAGAUAAUACGAAAUAAUACUACGACAAUCAAAGAGGUCAAUGGAUCAAAACCGACCUCUCCUUCCGCAGCAGUGCAGCCUUCGACUGCCAUCGAUCCUCUCUCCCAUGUACGUACAGCUUCAAUCUUGCCCUAUAUUGCUAUUGGAACACCCGAAAUACCAGAUGAAAGCUUGAAAGACCGGU
Messenger RNA from Mollisia scopiformis, 791 nucleotides. RefSeq lists its product as uncharacterized. The annotation marks the transcript as partial. The transcript is spliced from 2 exons. Lineage: Eukaryota; Fungi; Ascomycota; Leotiomycetes; Helotiales; Mollisiaceae. The record is from RefSeq and is a predicted model, not a curated record.